Adineta ricciae is the source of this 1056-nucleotide messenger RNA. The record is from the annotation of a GenBank genome assembly. Lineage: Eukaryota; Metazoa; Rotifera; Eurotatoria; Adinetida; Adinetidae.
AUGUCUACACCUGAAACGUUGGACAAUAUUUCUCACCAACUGAAUAUCUAUGUUGGAACAUGCAUGUUCAUUCUUGGUAUUAUCGGAUGUAUCUGGAACAUCCUUGUCUUUCGUCAUUACUCUUUUCGUUUAAGUUCAUGCUGCAUCUACUUGGUAUUUGGCUCAUUUGCGAGUUUAGUUCAACUGUUGUUUGGUUUAUUACCUCGAAUAUUAUCCGAUGGUUUUCUGUUUGACUGGAACAUUACGAAUAUCGCUUGGUGCAAAAUACGAAGCUAUGUUGCAUCUUGCGCGUCAUUAAUCGCUUUGUACUGUUUUGUUUGGUCGGGAAUCGAUCGAUUCUUCUCGACAUGUCAACAAAUCAAAUGGCGCUAUUUGACUUCGGUUCCCAUUGCCAAACAGAUCUGUCUAUUAACUAUUAGCCUGUGGAUGAUAUUUAACAUUCCUGUUCUGAUUUAUACGAGACCUCUGGCGACAACAGGUACUUGUGCUAGUUCAUCGCUCAUAUGGUCGAAGAUUUCAGUUUACUGUUUGAAUUUACUAUGCUAUGGAACAUUUCCAUGGCUUUUGACAAGCAUUUUUGGAAUUUUAACACUGAAAAACCUUCGGCGCGUUCACCAACAACGCAUCAAUCCGUUUUCUAUGCCAAAGCUCGUCCGCACAACGCGUCUCGAUCAUCAACUGAUUGCCAUGGUACUUUUACAGAUAUUUAGCUCCAUGAUCUCAUCAACACCGUUUUGUAUUCGAAUUAUCUAUGACAAUCUGACUCAAACGGUUACGAAAACUAAAUAUCGACGUGCACAAGAAAAGCUCUGUAUGCAAAUUGUUUAUUUAAUGUUCUACCUCAAUUAUGUUUCGAUGUUCUACGUGAAUUAUAUCUCGUCAACGGUAUUUCGACGACUAUCGAAGAAAGUGUUAACCAAUUUAUAUAAAAAAGACGAGAAUAUCUCCAGAGGAGUGACAGUCAUCAAUCAUCAAAGAAGUUGCCCGGAAGGCGAAACCCGGCAUGAAGCAAAGGUUUUUAGUACUUUUGGACCGAAUACGACGUCGAGCGUCUAG